Manduca sexta (tobacco hornworm) is the source of this 768-nucleotide messenger RNA. RefSeq lists its product as uncharacterized. NCBI's taxonomy places the organism in Eukaryota, Metazoa, Arthropoda, Insecta, Lepidoptera, Sphingidae. The record is from RefSeq and is a predicted model, not a curated record. The transcript has 3 exons. The coding region runs from base 166 to 750 and encodes 194 amino acids.
CGCUGCUUAUAUUAUAAUUCUCUUUGACGCUGCUUGCGUGCUCGUCAAAUUGUUCUUUGUAAUUCUUCAAUGUAAAAGCUUUUUAAAUUAAAUUUACAUUGAUAGGACAAAGGGUAAACGUGUUUAUUUGUCCUAUUCUUUAGUGAUUAUUGAAUCUUGGUUAUCAUGAGUACAUCGCGAGGAAGUUCUAAUAGGACGAGACCACAGAAACAUCAAAAUAGAACUGCCUUCAAAAAUGACUUACAUGAUACAAGCAAGAAGACAAAAAUUAUAAAUUCACUUGAAAUAACUGGUGUAUGCAAACGUUGCAAAGAAAUUAUUGAUUGGAAAAUCAAAUAUAAAAAAUAUAAACCCCUAACAGCCCCAAGGAAAUGCGUCACAUGCUCACAGAAAACUGUGAAGUAUGCAUACCAUGUACUGUGCAAAUGUUGUUCAACACAAAAAAACAUAUGUGCUAAAUGUUGUAAAUCAGUGGAUCAUGAAGAAACACUAGAAGAAGAAAUUAAUGUAGAUAUUAAGGAGAAACUUAAAAGUUUGUCUGAGAGAAAGCGUCGCACCAUACUCAGGUUAUUGAAGAAACAACAAGAUGCUAAUAAUACUCUUUCUCCAGAAAUUAUGGCAAAUAUAGAAGAUAUGUUGUCAAACAUUGGUAAAAUGAGUUUAGAUGAUGAUGAUUUUAAUGGGUUUUCAGAUGAGGAGUUUAAUGAUGUUGAGUCGCAAUCAACUGAUGAUGGUAGUGAUGUAAAAUAAAUAAAAUAUUUUAUUUGA